Sycon ciliatum is the source of this 1557-nucleotide messenger RNA. RefSeq names its product eukaryotic initiation factor 4A-III-like. The transcript has a single exon. Gene Ontology annotation, molecular function: ATP binding; RNA helicase activity; mRNA binding. The record is from RefSeq and is a predicted model, not a curated record. The coding region runs from base 82 to 1287 and encodes 401 amino acids. Gene Ontology annotation, cellular component: nucleolus; catalytic step 2 spliceosome. Lineage: Eukaryota; Metazoa; Porifera; Calcarea; Leucosolenida; Sycettidae.
ACGGCCACAAUCUUGUCGGGCGAUGAAUGUUCUUCCUUCGCCGUUCGAUUUGCUUUGAAGUGGCAAUGAAGGUUCGGCACAAUGGCGACCAGGAAAGUGAAGGGGAACGAUGCAGACCUAUCAAAUGUCGUGUUCGAAACCUCAGAGGAAGUGCAAGUUACACCGACCUUUGAUAGUAUGGGUCUACGUGAGGAACUUUUGCGAGGAAUUUAUGCUUACGGCUUUGAGAAGCCAUCUGCUAUUCAGCAACGGUCCAUCAAACCAAUAACCAGUGGAAGAGAUGUGAUUGCGCAGGCACAGACCGGUACUGGAAAGACAGCUACUUUCUCAAUCUCUUCAUUGCAGAUUUUGGACACCCAGCUUCGUGAAACGCAGGUUCUAGCCCUCUCACCGACUCGUGAGUUGGCAACACAGAUUCAGAGAGUGGUUUUAGCACUUGGAGACCAUAUGAAUGUGCAGGUUCAUUCGUGCAUUGGUGGUACCAAUGUUGGAGAGGAUAUCCGGAAGCUAGAGUAUGGCCAACACAUAGUGUCUGGAACGCCGGGCCGCGUUCGUGACAUGAUUUCUCGCCGUGCAUUGCGUACUCGCUCCAUCAAGAUGCUGGUAUUGGAUGAGGCUGAUGAGAUGUUGAACAAAGGAUUCAAGGAGCAGGUCUACGAGGUGUACCGUUAUUUGCCACCAGGCACGCAAGUCGUUUUUAUCAGCGCUACUCUUCCUCAUGAGAUUCUUGAAAUGACCCACAAGUUUAUGAGCAAUCCCAUUCGCAUUCUUGUAAAGCGUGAUGAACUGACCCUGGAGGGUAUCAAGCAGUUCUUUGUUGCUGUCGAGAGAGAGGAAUGGAAGUUCGAUACUCUGUGUGAUUUGUACGACACACUCACCAGUACACAGGCCGUCAUCUUCUGCAACACCAAGAGAAAGGUUGAUUGGCUGAACGAGAAGAUGGUGGAGGCCAACUUCACAGUAGCAUCAAUGCAUGGAGACAUGCCACAGAAAGAGAGGGAAGCCAUCAUGAAGAAGUUCCGAGCUGGUGACAGCCAUGUCUUGAUUUCAACAGAUGUCUUGGCACGAGAUCUUGAUGUGCAGCAAGUAUCGCUGGUGAUCAACUACGAUCUGCCCAACAACCGUGAGUUGUACAUCCAUCGCAUCGGUCGAUCAGGUCGCUACGGUCGCAAGGGUGUUGCCAUCAACUUUGUGAAGAGUGAUGACAUCCGCAUUCUCCGUGAUAUCGAGCAGUACUACAGUACGCAAAUUGAUGAAAUGCCAAUGAAUGUUGCCGAUCUCAUCUAGUUUUUCCACACAGGUAUGGCGAGUUUGUUCCACAUCAUAGUCUUGUAGCAUAGGCAUCUGACAGUAGAGUUGGCUUCGAUUUGCAUGAAGUGUAUCUUUUUACUUUUAUGUCUCUUGUCAUCUUUUCUCACAGACAUCCAUGAAAUGUGUCGUACUUGAAAAUUCCGUUGUUUUAUAAAAUUUGCAUGAAGUUAAAAAGUGAUGAUUGUAACGUUUUGUACAUACAUCGUGUGUAACGCGUAAGCCAAGAUUGGACCAUGUAACGUGUGA